Messenger RNA from Cottoperca gobio, 977 nucleotides. RefSeq names its product coiled-coil domain containing 169 (gene ccdc169). NCBI's taxonomy places the organism in Eukaryota, Metazoa, Chordata, Actinopteri, Perciformes, Bovichtidae. The record is from RefSeq and is a predicted model, not a curated record.
GAAACAGCGGUCUCCAUGGAAACCCCGAGGCACAAACUUUUCUUCAGUCACAUUUUUCAGAAACAUGGCUGCUGAUAGCGACUACAGCAAAUACGAUUUGGCACGCCUGCAAGGAGAAUUUGAACAACAGAAAGAAAUUAAAGAAAUGCUUGAAGAGUCAGUGUCUGAUCUGCGGAGUACCAUGUGUGAACUGCAGGAAAGACUGCACAGCGUAGAUGGGGAAGGAAAUGAGUGGAAGACGAGGUAUGAGACACAGACUGAGCUAAAUGGCCAGUUGGACAGACAGAUGUCUUUCAUUCAUGAGAGACUGGAGGACCUACGAGGAAACCCCAUGGAUCGAUUGGCCUCAAUCCGAACUUAUGACGACAUGCCAGUAGAAACACUGAGACAACAUCUGAAGCUCUUGACUGAAGAGUCGGAUCUCCAGAGUCAGCUGAUGGACUGUCAUAGCAGAAUUGAACAGGAGGGAAAGGCAUUUCACAAAACCAAUGAUGAGAGGCGGGCAUACCUUUCAGAAAUUGCUAAGCUGUCCUCCACCCUUGAAGCCCAAAGGAGACAGAACUCCACCCAGCCACAGAGGGCAGGAGAGAGCAAACAGAGGAGAGGGAGGCAGACCGGCAGGAAGGCGGAGGCUGAUUCUAAGAAAGGAAAAGAGAGAGAAGAAGAUGGACGAGGAGCGUGUGUGAACGGAGGAGGUGGUGGUGGAGCAACAACAGAGAAAAGAGAAGAGAAGAAAUCUCAAAGGGGAAGCAGGUUACCCACCUUAAAGUACUACCUUAAACACAAUCCCUAACCCCAACCUGGUGUCAUAGCCUCUUUUAUUAAUGUUUUUAAAGAGGUGUCUUGGUUUAAAUUUCUCAAAAGAUGACUGUGAGGAAACAAUUCAGUUCCCAUGUAGGUUAUGUACCCAUGUGCCACUGUCGGUAUUGUAAUUCAGUGUUAAUUGAUGGCAAAUACAUAUAAAAUGUUACAUUUAU